AUGCCACUCGGCAAGCAUUUGCGCGCGGUAGUCGCCCUGGCAGCCCUCACCAUACCGGGAAGCCUAGGGGCGACUCGGACUUUUGAUGGCUCCCGCUACCUCUGGUAUGACACACCCGGUAUGCAAUUCAACGCAAGUCUUCCAGUCGGCAAUGGCCGUUUGGGCGGAACGCUGUACUGUCUCCCCACAGAGAUUAUCACCUGGAACGAAAAUUCGGUCUGGAGCGGGACCUUCCAGGAUCGAGUGAACUCGAACGCUCGAGAUGCGUUUCCUCAAGUCCGAAAUCUUCUGCAAAAUGGGAAUAUCACGGCUGCGGGGGAAUUGGCUUUGUCGGAUAUGACAGGGUCGUCUACAGAUCCGCGCCAUUAUCAGCUUCUGUCGAAUCUGUAUGUUGAUCUUGGACAGAGGGGGGAUGCGACGAAUCUGGUUCGAUACCUUGAUACUCUUGAAGGAUACACGGCUUGCGAGUAUGAGUUUGACGACGUAGGAUAUACCCGAGAGCUCAUUGCAAGCGCACCGUCUGGUGUACUUGGUUUCCGUAUCCAGGCCAAUACUUCGCAAGCGAUCAACUUGAAUGCGUACCUAAGUCGGUCAAAGUACGUUAAGUCGAAUAAUGCCAGCGUUGUAGAUGGUGUCGCCUCCCUCGUGAUGAAAGCCAACACGGGAGAUGUCGAUUACUCUACAUUUACUGCAGGGGUGAGAGUGAUCGUGGAUGAAGGCAAUGUGACUGCCAACGGGGACAAACUUUAUGUGACAGGCGCGACGACUGUGGACUUCUUCCUCGACGCGGAGUCGUCCUAUCGGUAUGAGACAGAUAGCGACCAAGAGACGGAAUUGAAUCUGAAGCUCGAUGCUGCCACCAAGCUGGGAUACGAGGCACUUCGUAAGGAAGCAAUUGCAGAUCAUAAAAAUCUCGCGGGCCGGGUUAGUCUCGACAUGGGUUCCUCAACUGAUGAUACUGCUUCGCUACCAUCAAACGAGCGCAUGACAAACUACAGGUCAUCUCCAGACAACGACGUCGAAUUCGCAACUCUCAUGUUCAAUUACGGCAGACAUCUACUGAUCACCUCUUCUCGCAAUACCGGAGAGCGGUCGUUACCCCCUGGCUUGCAAGGGCUCUGGAACCAGGACUACAGCCCAUCCUGGGGCGCGAAAUACACGGUCAACAUCAACCUCGAGAUGAACUACUGGCCUGUAGAAACGACUAAUCUGAACGAACUGACUUCCCCAUUGUGGGAUCUUCUUGCACUUGUCCAGGAGCGCGGGGCAGACGUGGCGGAGAGGAUGUAUGGGUGCCCGGGUUUCGUGCUGCACCAUAAUACCGAUUUAUGGGGAGAUUCUGUGCCCGUUGACAAUGGAACGAAGUAUUCAAUCUGGCCAGUGGGCGGCGCUUGGUUGGCUCUUCACAUGAUGGAGCAUUAUCGGUUCACCGGUGACAAGAAAUUUCUCAAGGAACAGGCGUAUCCGAUCUUCAAGAGCGCAUUUGAGUUUUUUGAAUGCUAUCUCUUCGACUUGGAUGGAUACCUGACUAGUGGACCCUCCUGCUCACCGGAGAAUGCGUUCCAGAUUCCCUCGAAUAUGACAGUUGCUGAAAACGAUGAGGCACUGACGCUAAGUCCCGCACUGGACAACAGCAUCCUAUUCGAAUUGCUGACUGCCCUGAAUGAAACGCACCAAAUUCUCAAAAUCAAGAACGACCUGUCAGCUUCAGUCCAAACGCACUUGGGCAAGAUCAGGCCUCCAAAAAUUGGCUCAGAUGGGCAGAUCCUUGAAUGGAUUCAGGAAUUUGUCGAAAAGGAUCCCGGCCAUCGUCAUUUUUCACCUCUGUUCGGUCUAUUUCCGGGGACACAGCUCACCCCGCUUGCUUCGACUAAGCUCGCCGACGCCGCGGGCGUCUUGCUGGACCGCCGGAUGAAUCGUGGAAGCGGUAGCACGGGUUGGUCACGAGCGUGGUCUAUUUCAUUAUAUGCCCGGCUAUACCGAGGGGAUGAUGCCUGGAACAAUGUGCAAGCAUGGAUACAAACCUUCCUGUUAACCAACCUCUGGAACAGCGAUAAAGGCGGAUCGACUACCUUCCAGAUUGACGGAAACCUAGGCUACGCAGCUGCUAUCCCGGAGUUGAUGCUGCAGAGUCAUUUGAGUGUUGUUCAUCUUCUGCCCGCUCUGCCGUCUGCUGUUCCCACUGGAUCUGUUUCUGGUCUUGUUGCUCGUGGCGGCUUCGAGGUGGAUAUUGCGUGGAAGAAUGGCGUGCUUACAAAAGCGACCAUAAAGUCGCUUUUGGGCAAUAAACUAACACUUCUUGUCAAUGGUGAUACGUCAUUGUAUGUGAACGGCAAGAAGUAUACCGGGCAGGUUUCUACGGAGAAGGGGAAGAAGUAUACUAUUACUGUCUAA
Molecule: messenger RNA, 2394 nt
Organism: Penicillium manginii
Lineage: Eukaryota; Fungi; Ascomycota; Eurotiomycetes; Eurotiales; Aspergillaceae
Product: glycoside hydrolase family 95 protein
Exons: 3
Coding region: 1-2394 (797 amino acids)
Biological process (GO): carbohydrate metabolic process
Molecular function (GO): alpha-L-fucosidase activity
Source: RefSeq, a predicted model, not a curated record